AUGCCCGUGGAAUUUGCAUCUGAUGGGCCCGCUGAAAAGCGACGGCGAAACUAUAGGCGCGUUGGGGCACAGCUGGAGAAGAAGCGAGCUCAAGACCGAGAAGCCCAGCGAGCCUUUCGCAAUCGCACCAAAGAGCUUGUCGCACAACAAGAGGCAGAAAUUGCCCACUACAGAAAUGCGACAGCUCACUUGCAGUCGCAGCUGCAAGCUGCACAAGAUGCCCGGCGAAUUGCACAGGAAAAGGCUGACCAUCUCAAUCAAGAGCUCGAACGCAUGCUCAACACCUUAAGGAUGUUGACCAGACCCUAUGAUCCUCGACCUCCGCUUCCACGAACUGGAUUGGAACUUGACAACAAUCUUUUCAGUAUUCCUUCCAACCACUUGAUUUCAGUUGGACAUGAUGGACCUAUCGAUCCUCUGGCAAACAGUUUUCGACUUCCACCGCUGACUCCACCGUCCAUUUCCUCCACCGACCAGCUCGACCGCCCUUUGCCGUUCCCGGGUAGGACAGUGGACUCCAUCCAAACGACAAUCGAGUCAACAGAAGGACUUAUGACAACCCCGAUCUUUUGUGAAUCCACAUGCGCCCUUGACACCAUCUUGAUCAAUUUUCUGACCACACAGCAAUCAAUGUCGGCAAUGGGGCUCCAGGACCAAGCAGCCGGACCACCUGCACCAAAUUUGUCCAGGGUGCUAGAUUUGACCAGUUCUUGGCCCACCCAUGCUCUAUCCAGGGUGAUAUCGGACAUCCUUUCACGGUUCGACGUAGUACGUGAGCUCCCGGAGAAGACGGCAGUGCACUGGACGUUCCACAAUCUUUUAAGGGUCAGACGUGGCAAAUCCAUCCCACCCAGCAAAAUUACCUUCGGAUCGUUCCCUGGCUUCGACCGCGGCCAUGCCAACUGA
This is a messenger RNA of Cladophialophora psammophila CBS 110553, 906 nucleotides long. RefSeq lists its product as uncharacterized. The transcript has 2 exons. Lineage: Eukaryota; Fungi; Ascomycota; Eurotiomycetes; Chaetothyriales; Herpotrichiellaceae. The record is from RefSeq and is a predicted model, not a curated record. The coding region runs from base 1 to 906 and encodes 301 amino acids.